AUGUUGUGGAUAUUGGACAACAUAUUUAAUAAAUUAUGCUCAAAACUAACGGAUUUUAUGUUUUUGAAUAUAGUUGAUAAUCCCUUAGAAAAAGGUUGUCGAUCCCCUAAUCGGCAUUUUGUCAACAAAACAGAAAAUAAUAAAUUAAAGUACUUUAAAAUGAAGUUUUAUUGCCUUAGUAAUGAUCCUGUUCAUGCCUGUUAUGUUCUUUCAUUUAAAGAAUUGAUGAUUAUGUUGGAUUGUGGACUUGUAAUGGAGACAGUUUUGAACUUUCUUCCUUUGCCACUUGUUCAGAGCUCAAAAUUCUCGACAUGCUCAAACUGGAACCACCCAAAACUGAAUGACGGUGAAUUAAAGAAAGCUGGAAAUAACAUAUUUAUAGACUCAUCACCAGAAUUUCAGCCACCUCUUGCAAAAAUCAUUGAUUUUUCUGAAAUAGACGUAAUCUUGAUCUCAAAUUACAUGAAUAUGUUGGCACUGCCAUACAUCACUGAAAAGACAAAUUUUAAAGGAAUUGUUUAUGCUACAGAACCAACAUUACAAAUUGCAAGAUUCUUCUUAGAAGAGCUUGUUGAGUAUAUUGAUACAACGCCUAAACCAAAUCAGGCAAGCAAAUGGAAAGAAUUCUCAGAAUUUCACAACCUGAAUAAUCUCAAUUUAGAACUACAUCCUUUAAAAUGGAAGAAGCUCUUUACAUUAGAUGAAGUCCACAAGUCAUUGUCACGCGUACAAAUUGCUGGAUUUGAUCAAAAGAUUGAUGUAUUUGGAGCACUGGAAGUGAAACCUGUAAGUUCUGGAUAUUGUUUAGGAAGUGCCAAUUUUGUGUUAUCAACUGGUCUCGAAAAGAUAUGCUACAUCAGUGGAUCAUCAACUUUAACAACACAAGCAAAGCCAAUCAAUCAAAAUGCUCUGAAAAAUUCUGAUGUGAUUAUCAUGUCUGGACUUACUCAAGCACCACAUAUUAAUCCUGAUGCUAUUUUAGGGGAUUUAUGUUUGAAUGUCGUCUUGACACUAAGGAACAAUGGAACAGUAUUGAUUCCGUGCUAUCCAAGUGGUGUGAUAUAUGAUUUGUUUGAGAUUCUAUCACAAAAACUAGAUGAUAGCGGAUUAUCAACUAUUCCAAUGUACUUUAUAUCACCUGUUGCUGAGCACUCUCUGGCUUAUUCCAACAUCUUGGCAGAGUGGCUGUCAAGUACAAAGCAAAAUAAAGUCUAUAUACCCGACGAGCCAUUUCCUCAUGCCAAUUUAGUCAAGAAUAAUCGCCUCAAAUUCUUCAAACACAUUUAUUCAGAAGGUUUUAGUGCUGAAUUCCGACAGCCAUGCGUCAUCUUCUGUGGUCAUCCAAGUCUACGAUUUGGCGAUAUUGCACAUCUAAUUGAGCAAUACGGAAGCAACUCAAAUCAUACAAUAAUUUUUACGGAACCAGAUUUUCCAUUUCUUCAAGCACUAGCACCAUAUCAUCCACUAAACAUGAAAGUCGUUUAUUGUCCAAUAGAAACGUCACUUAAUUUUCAACAAGCGAAUAAGUUAAUUAAGGAUUUAAAAACUGAGGUGUUAGUCAUUCCAAAAGUAUACACAAAUCCACCAAAUAUAGCACCUAAUCGUGAUGAUUUAGUCAUUGAUAGACAAAUUGCAAAACAAAUAAUUACAUUCAAGUGCGGUGACUGCAUUAAACUUCCAUUAAAGCGCAAGAAGAAUCAAGUAUUUGUUGAUCCUGAUGUUGCACUGUCUGUAAUUCCACAAGAAGUGAUGAAUGGAGUAAAAUUAGCACCACUUUCAGGCAUAUUGGAUGUAAAAGAUAACGUCUAUAAUAUUCGUAGUGUUGACAUGAAUUGUAUUGAAGGAGUUCCAAAGCAGUUACUAAAUAGUUUGUUUAAGAAGCAAGUAUCUUAUGAGUAUGGAACAAUGAAUCAAAUGGAUAUUGACAUGUUUCUCAACAAGUUGAAGCAGGAAGGAAUUACAGACAUAAAAACGUCACAGACAAAUGAAAAUGAUGGAAUUUUAACGACAAAAAUUAAGUUAAUUAAUGAAGAUAUUUCUAUUGACAUUUCGGACAAAGGCACUCACAUUCAUUGCGGUGAAGGCAAGCAAAAUUUGAGAAUUAAAAUACGCGAUGCACUUUUGUCUUGCCUUAAUAAGUUCUAA
Chironomus riparius is the source of this 2145-nucleotide messenger RNA. NCBI's taxonomy places the organism in Eukaryota, Metazoa, Arthropoda, Insecta, Diptera, Chironomidae. The record is from the annotation of a GenBank genome assembly.